Molecule: messenger RNA, 660 nt
Organism: Aspergillus nomiae NRRL 13137
Lineage: Eukaryota; Fungi; Ascomycota; Eurotiomycetes; Eurotiales; Aspergillaceae
Exons: 1
Coding region: 1-660 (219 amino acids)
Source: RefSeq, a predicted model, not a curated record
AUGAACGUCAAUGAAAUUGCACACGGUCUUAUCACAUGGGCCAAUAAACCGGUCUACGACAAGGCUUGUAUCCCUUUACCCCCGCCACCUGGUUUGCUGAGACCGAACGAGAACAUUAGUGUUCAUGUGUUACAAAAUGUCCUCAACAAAGUGAUCUUUGCGGGGGAUGAAAGAUAUGACACGGUAUUUGUCAACUCUCAGUGUCCGCCGCUCACUGAUUCAGACUUGCGAGCCGACCUUGCGAUCAACUAUACCACCGCCUCGGAUCUGCCACACACUACAUGCUUUAUCAAGGCGACGGGGACUCACCAAAGUGAAUACUAUGAUAUCUGCGCUGUCGAGGACCAGGUUCUCAACUACUGCGAGGAUUUCUUCGACAAUAAGUCUAACACCGGCGGGUUCAUAUACGCUGCUACCCUCGUCGGCGUCCAUAUACGAUUGUGGAUCGUUCAUAACCAUGACCGCAAACUAAAAGCCCUGUGGGGUGAUUCCAGUCGUGGAACUAGCAGCGAUUAUAAAGAUCUGGGCGAUUCCGCUUCUGCGGAGUUGAUUAAGAAGACCUUUCGUGACAUGUUGGAAAAAGCACCAGAUCCUUGGUUUUAUCAAAGCGGCGCCAGUAUUACUUCCAAUAUCCUGAACGGGAGCAUUUCAGCCUUCUAG